This is a messenger RNA of Oryza brachyantha (malo sina), 2152 nucleotides long. RefSeq names its product phosphoinositide phospholipase C 2-like. Gene Ontology annotation, molecular function: phosphatidylinositol-4,5-bisphosphate phospholipase C activity. Gene Ontology annotation, biological process: phosphatidylinositol-mediated signaling; lipid metabolic process. The record is from RefSeq and is a predicted model, not a curated record. The transcript is spliced from 7 exons. NCBI's taxonomy places the organism in Eukaryota, Viridiplantae, Streptophyta, Magnoliopsida, Poales, Poaceae. Bases 148 to 1923 code for a protein of 591 amino acids.
GUUGCUUUUUGUUCGUCUUUUUGUUGCGUCUUGCUUUGAUUGAUUCGUCGUCUCCAGCGAAAAUUUCGCGAGGGAGGGGGAGGGAGAGGGAGAGGGAGAGGGAGAGGGAGAGGAGUAGCAGCAGCCGGAGACGGAGGAGAGACAGAGAUGGGCACGUACAAGUGCUGCCUCAUCUUCAAGCGCCGCUUCCGCUGGAAUGACGCGCCGCCGCCCGAGGACGUGCGCGCCAUCUUCUCCCACCACACCGGCGGUGGUCCCCACAUGGCCGCCGACGGCCUCCGCGGCUACCUCCAGGCCGCCGGCCACGGCCCCGACGCCGCCGAGCUGGAGCGGUUGCUCGACCAGAUCCGCCAGCUACAGGGGCGCGCCGCCCGCAUCCCGCGGGUCGGCCGCUCGCUCCUCACCCUGGACGACUUCCACCGCUUCCUCUUCUCCCACGAGCUCAACCCGCCGAUGCGGCACGGCCAGGUGCACCACGACAUGACCGCCCCGCUCUCCCACUACUUCAUCUACACCGGCCACAACUCCUACCUCACCGGCAACCAGCUCAGCAGCGACUGCAGCGACGCCCCCAUCAUCAAGGCGCUCCAGAGGGGAGUCCGGGUCAUCGAGCUCGACAUGUGGCCCAACUCCGCCAAGGAUGACAUCAGCAUCCUCCAUGGCAGGACGCUCACCACUCCGGUCUCGCUGCUCAAAUGCCUCGUCUCCAUCAAAGAGCACGCCUUUGUGGCCUCACCCUACCCAGUUAUCAUCACUCUCGAAGACCAUCUCCCGCCCGAUCUCCAAGACAAAGCCGCCAAGAUGGUUCUUGAAGUUCUCGGCGGCAUCCUCUACUACCCUGAAAAUGACAACGUCAAAGAAUUCCCUUCCCCUCAAGCCCUCAUGGGCCGCGUCCUCCUCUCCACCAAGCCCCCCAAGGAGUACCUUGAAGCCAAGGAUGGUAGCACCAUCAAAGACGGUGGUGAUGUUGGCAAGGGAGGAGCCACUGAUGAUGCCGCUUGGGGAAAGGAAGUCCCGGAUAUUCAGUCUGAAAUCCAGUCUGCCACUAAACAUGAAGACACCGACGACGACGACGAAGAUGCUGAUUCUGAGGAGGAGCAGAAAAUGCAACAGCAUCUAGCUCCACAGUAUAAACACCUCAUUACGAUCAAAGCAGGAAAACCAAAAGGUACUCUGGUUGAUGCCUUAAAGAGUGACCCAGAAAAGGUUAGAAGGCUCAGUUUGAGCGAGCAACAACUUGCCAAAGUGGCAGAUCAUCAUGGUACCGACAUUGUGAGGUUCACACAGAAAAACCUACUGAGGAUAUACCCAAAGGGCACUCGGGUCACUUCAUCCAACUAUAAUCCAUUUCUUGGUUGGGUGCAUGGUGCUCAGAUGGUAGCGUUCAAUAUGCAGGGAUAUGGAAGAGCACUCUGGUUGAUGCAUGGGUUUUAUAAAGCUAAUGGUGGGUGUGGUUAUGUGAAGAAGCCAGAUUUCUUAAUGCAAAGUGAACCAGAGGUUUUUGAUCCAAAGAAGGUCCUAUCUCCGAAGAAAACAUUAAAGGUGAAAGUAUACAUGGGCGAUGGCUGGCGGAUGGACUUCAAGCAGACCCACUUCGAUCAGUAUUCUCCUCCAGACUUUUAUGCGCGGGUGGGGAUAGCAGGAGUACCAGCAGACUCGGUGAUGAAGAAGACGAGGGCAAUAGAGGAUAACUGGGUGCCGGUGUGGGAGGAGGAAUUCGCCUUCCCACUGACCGUGCCGGAGAUCGCGUUGCUGCGGGUGGAGGUGCACGAGUACGACAUGUCGGAGAAGGACGACUUCGGCGGCCAGACCGUCCUGCCGGUCUCGGAGCUCCUCCCCGGGAUCCGAGCGGUCUCGCUCUUCGACCGUAAAGGGAACAUGUACAAAAACGUCAAGCUUCUCAUGCGCUUCGAGUUUGAGUGACACACACUCUCUCUCUCGGUGCUUGUCUUGUGCCUGUGCUGUGUGUGCAGCAUCCUAUCCUGUCCUUGGGCCUUUUUUAUCUUCCCUGUGCAUAUCCAUCCCAUUUAUUGUUUGUCUCGCUACCACCCACACCUGUAAUUGCUCCUGUUACUAUACUUGUGAGUAACAUGUAUAAUUAAUAAUAAGGCAGGCUUCACGCCACGUUCCCUCCAAAUAUAGUGCUUAGUGC